Messenger RNA from Poecilia latipinna (sailfin molly), 1465 nucleotides. It is a transcript of the gene rrp36, whose product is annotated as ribosomal RNA processing 36. The transcript has 7 exons. Gene Ontology annotation, cellular component: 90S preribosome; nucleolus. Bases 158 to 1210 code for a protein of 350 amino acids. The record is from RefSeq and is a predicted model, not a curated record. Gene Ontology annotation, biological process: maturation of SSU-rRNA from tricistronic rRNA transcript (SSU-rRNA, 5.8S rRNA, LSU-rRNA). NCBI's taxonomy places the organism in Eukaryota, Metazoa, Chordata, Actinopteri, Cyprinodontiformes, Poeciliidae.
CUCCACUAAAAUAUGCCGCUUGCCACCGGAAAAGAAGAAAAAUCUCUGUAUUACUUCCGGGUUGUCAGCCAUGUGGUAAAACAGCUGUGCGUCAGGGUUCUGUUUACAGUGUUUUUAUUUUUCUUGGUUCUGCCUCUUGUAGAAGAAGAAACUGAAGAUGAAGAGAAGAGAGAAACAGCGGCAGGAAGCGGAGCGGAAGAAGAAGAAGACUGUAAGUUGCAGCGAAGAGGAAGACUCUGAUGUGGAGAAGAAGGUUUCUCAGUUUAACCUAAGAGGAUUGGAGGCAGAGGAGCUGCAAUUAACCGGACACGAUGAUGAAGAUCAAAACCAAUCAGGUGACGGGGCUGAGGAAGACUCUGGGGGCAACGAAGAAGAAGAGGUAUCGGAGGGGGAGAGUAAUGAUGAAGAAGAUGAUGAUGAAGAACUAGAAGAAGAAGGAGAAGAAGAGGACGCUAAUGCAGAGGAAGAUGAUGAUGACGAUGAUGAAAAGGAAGAGGAGGAACAUACUGGUGAUGGCACAGAGUUGCAAACAGAGGAACGCAUCAGGAAAGAACUGUCCAACAUGCCCUUUGAGGAUGUCAUUAAGCUGCAGCAACAAGUGGGAACUAAAGCGUUCAAUGAGGCUGCAUUCCACAACAAAAAAUGCCGACCUGUCAGUAGUAAGAAACGGCUGAACAAAAACAGACCAAUGGAAAUUUCAGCAAAGAUUCCACCGACCUUCCUACGUCAGGUCAUCCCAGUCAAGAAAUCAACCAGGAGAGAUCCUCGAUUUGACAGCCUGUCAGGAGAAUACAAACCAGAGAUUUUUGAAAAGACAUACAAGUUUAUUACUGACCUCAAACACAAAGAGAAAGAGGUCAUUGAGAAGCAGCUAAAGAGGACAAAGGCUGACCACAAGAAGGAGAAGCUGGAGUUCCUGCUGAAGAGAUUGAAUAACCAGGAGCGAGCGAGACAGAUCCAGGAGCAGCAGAGAGAGAGAGAGCUGCAGUUCAAGAAGCAGCAGCGAGAGCGAGCCAGUCGGGGAGAACGGCCAUUUUUCCUCAAGAAAUCGGAAAAGAAGAAGCUGCAGCUGGCCGAAAAGUAUCAGGAACUGAAGAAGAGCGGCAAACUGGAGAACUUCCUUAGCAAGAAACGGAAGAGGAACGCAGGAAAAGACCGCAGGAAGCUUCCCAGCAAACAGCUACACAACAAAAAGCCCUUUUCCUCCUGAGAAGUGUUGAAGAGCGAUCUGCUGAGAAAUGUUUAGUCAGCACGGCUAUAGAGACUCAUUUCAGUGGUCCGAUGCUGUUGGUUCCUCACAUCAGGUGAAGUUGUUCUGUAAAAGCUCUUUUUUGUGAUCAAAGAUGAUGGGAUUCAUGAAUGUUCAUAAAAAAAAUACUAAAAGCGUGUUUGAAGAUUGUGUCAGAUGUACAAAUGGUUCUUUUUUACAUGUAAAAAUAAUAAAGGAUUUCCUCAGUACUUUAAA